AUGGCCGACAAACUACGUACCCAACAGCAACUCGAGUCCCUCCAAAACAAAUACAUUGGAACCGGGCAUGCCGACACCACAAAACACGAAUGGACUUCCAACAUUGCCCGUGACAGCUAUGCUUCCUAUCAAGGCCAUCCGCCACUUCUCCACUACAUGGCAAUUGGAAUGGGUACCUCGAUGGAGAAGGUGAGGAUGCAAUGUAUGGAGAAGAUGGUAUUGCCUGUGGGCCCGGCGCCGGAGAGGGAUGGCGCUAGUUGAUGAGAUGGAUUGAGAAGGAUCCAAGGUCAGACAAGAGAGGGCCGCGGGAUUGUUGAGACGAGAGAAAAAAGCAGAGAGACGCGGAAAUGUUGCAUAGCGUCGUGAUGCGACCACGGAAACAAGAGAAUAGAGCGGGCCCGAUGGUGAAGCAGAGGGCACCCGUGGCAUGCAUUGGAUCAUGUCUAUAUGAGACAUGAUUGAGGAUGCGCAAUGGCUCACCGUGUGCUUUUGGAUCGGUUCUACGAGCACCGCGGGAGAUUCUGCAUAUUGCUGCCUUCUUCACCUGGCAAACAGAUCACUGGUCGCUGGCAUAGCAGAUACGUGCUUGCGCUAAAGGGCUGAGCUGCUCGUGAGGUGCGCUGGAAGACAGUGGUGAUGCGCAGACUACAUAUGUAACGCGACGCAGCCACGAUGCGCGUCGGCUUCAGAGUUUGAUACACUCGUCAAA
Molecule: messenger RNA, 709 nt
Organism: Sphaerulina musiva SO2202
Lineage: Eukaryota; Fungi; Ascomycota; Dothideomycetes; Mycosphaerellales; Mycosphaerellaceae
Product: splicing factor 3B
Exons: 1
Coding region: 1-261 (86 amino acids)
Biological process (GO): mRNA splicing, via spliceosome
Cellular component (GO): U2 snRNP; precatalytic spliceosome
Source: RefSeq, a predicted model, not a curated record